Messenger RNA from Cydia pomonella (codling moth), 1440 nucleotides. RefSeq lists its product as uncharacterized. The record is from RefSeq and is a predicted model, not a curated record. The transcript has 2 exons. The coding region runs from base 105 to 629 and encodes 174 amino acids. Lineage: Eukaryota; Metazoa; Arthropoda; Insecta; Lepidoptera; Tortricidae.
GCCUAGACUUGCAACUACUUGUUACUUGUAUUAUAGGAUUUUAAUUUUUGCUUACUACUGUAUUCUUUGUUGUUAUUCUCAGUUCUUAGAAUAACUAUUUCACAAUGCGCAACGUAGAAAUCAAAGCAAGAAUAACCGACUAUGAAAACAUUUGUAAAGUGGCUGCAGAACUCAGUCAAUCAGAGGGAACCAUUAUAAAGCAAGACGAUACUUUCUUCCGAGUCAACGAGGGACGGUUAAAGAUGCGUUUCUACGCGGACUCCUCGGCUACACUAGUGCGUUACGAUAGAGACGACGAAGGCGGACCAAAGCUUAGUAACUACGAGUUGUUGGAGUUUUCGGCGAAUGAAAGUGAGAAGGCAUUGCUACUGGAUAGUAUGCUGAGGAAAUGUUUGGGGGCGCGAGGACGUGUGGUCAAAGAGCGUAAGCUCUACAUGGUCGGCCAGACCCGAGUCCACAUAGACACCGUCCAAGAUCUCGGGCACUUCAUGGAGUUGGAGGUGGUGCUGAGGCCUGAGCAGACGCUGGACGACGGCCAGGCCAUCGCUCGGGAAUUGCAGACCAAACUUGGAGUUAAGGACGAGGAUCUGAUUGAGUGUGCCUAUGUUGAUCUGUUAGAUAAGAAGUAGGAUUGUCAUUAUUGCAAGAACAGACAAACAUUGUAUUGCAUGAUGCAUGCAGAGCAAUUGUACUUUCAAUAACUGAAAAUAAGCCUUAUGAACGUUAUAGAGAAUUAAUGGUAAUAGAGAGAUGAAAUCUAUGAAAAAAACGUGCCAAACUUGGCGCUAAACUAUAUGUUUUGCGAUCACCGAGUUGUCAAACAUCAACUUUUGACAUUCAGAGUUACCGCAAAAUGUAUGGAGCUUUACAGCGCCAUCUCGUUUACCUGUCCAAUUAGAAGCACAAAAUUGUCUUAGAUUUUACGCAUCUUAUCAAUGUAUCUUUGACGUUACUAAAUAAUUAAAUAUACAUAAACUCAGAUAUAUGAUGGUUGGAUCAUUUUAUGGGUUCCGUACCCAAAGGGUAAAACGGGACCCUUUUACUAAGACUCCAAUGUCCGUCUGUCGCCAGGCUGCUCAUGAACCGUGAUAGCUACACAGUUGAAAAUUUUGUGUACAGUUGCCGCUAUAACAACAAAUACUAAAAAGUAUGGAGCCCUUGGUGGGCGAGUCCGACUCGCACUUGUCUGGUUUUUAAGUCUCUAAAUGCAAAAAGAUAAGUAAUAUAAGUCUACUGUUUCCAUGAAACUUAAUUUUGUGUUAUUAAGCAUUUAAAUUGUUUAAUUGUAUGCAUUUAGAUUAGUUUUGUUUUUUUUUUCUAUUGGCUCUUGAUGGGUUAAAUUAGGGUUAAGAUAAUAAAGGCUGUAAUUACUUGUAAAAGUUUAUUAAAAUAAUGAUAAUUGUCUUUACUUAUAAAUAAAUGUUUUGUUAAGGGUGUUGA